Messenger RNA from Penicillium malachiteum, 231 nucleotides. Its product is annotated as hypervirulence associated TUDOR domain-containing protein. The record is from RefSeq and is a predicted model, not a curated record. Bases 1 to 231 code for a protein of 76 amino acids. The transcript is spliced from 3 exons. NCBI's taxonomy places the organism in Eukaryota, Fungi, Ascomycota, Eurotiomycetes, Eurotiales, Aspergillaceae.
AUGCCGGCCUACCAGACAGGACAAAGAGUCAAUUACAAGCCAGUAGGAGGGCCAAACUCCAACACUAGUCAAAGCACUGGUGUCAUUCGUGAGGUUGCUACUGAGUCGACUUCGUUGACUGGUCGAAGUGUUGAGGCUUCAGAGGCGAUGCCUCGUUACCAGAUUGAAAAUUUGAAGACUCAUAAGAGCUCUGCUGUCAAGGAGUGUAAUAUUCUCGGUCCUGCUGAGUAG